UGCUAUUUAUAUCGCCAGUCACUAUAAACUAGGAAGGCACGUCCAUACCAAGAGCUGUCUUAGGCGCCAAAGUUCCAUAUUCAUCUUCUCUUCGUCAUCUCUCUCUCUUCUUCUUCUUCUUCUUCUUUCUUCAAUUGUAUCUGAUUCUUAUUCUUAUUCCAUCCUACUGACUCCUGCUUGUCAAUUGCUCCUCUGUGUUUACUCGUCUCAGACAAUUGAUUUUGUGCCAAGAUUAUCAUUCCCCACUACCAUCUUUUCUCGUCUCUCUCAGCAUCAACUAAUCCAUCAUGUCGGAAAUGAGAGCAGUUGCUUACUUUGUCAAUUGGGCCAUCUACGGACGCAACCACAACCCCCAGGAUCUCCCCGCUGACAAAUUGACCCAUAUUCUAUACGCUUUUGCCAACGUUCGCCCGGAGUCUGGUGAAGUGUACCUGAGUGACACCUGGUCUGAUAUCGAAAAACACUACCCCGGCGACUCGUGGAAUGACGUCGGCACCAAUGUUUACGGCUGCGUUAAGCAGUUGUUCCUGCUGAAGCAGCAGAAUAGAAAGUUGAAGCUUCUCCUAUCCAUUGGAGGCUGGACUUAUUCUUCCAAUUUCGCUCAGCCGGCUAGUACCGAAGAGGGACGCACCAGGUUUGCCGAAUCUGCUACACGCCUGAUCUUGGAUUUGGGAUUUGAUGGGAUUGAUAUCGAUUGGGAAUAUCCCAAAGAUGAAACCGAGGCAAAUAACUUUGUCUUGCUGCUUCAAAAGUGCCGCGAGACUUUGGAUCGAGUAGCUGGCCACCGCAAGUUCCUUUUGACCAUUGCUUGCCCUGCUGGGCCCGAAAACUUUACAAAGCUCAAGCUUCCUGAAAUGACGCCAUAUCUGGACUUCUAUAACCUCAUGGCCUAUGAUUAUGCAGGCAGCUGGGGUGCUGUGGCUGGCCACCAGGCGAACCUCUUCCCCUCUGCGGCCGUACCGGACUCGACCCCAUUCUCGACAAUCGCAGCACUCAGCCAUUAUACUCAGGUCGGUGAAGUACCUUCCAACAAAAUCGUCUUGGGUAUGCCUCUGUACGGGCGUGCGUUUGCCAAUACCGAUGGACCAGGGUCGCCCUACUCGGGCGUGGGCGAGGGAAGCUGGGAAAACGGCAUCUGGGACUACAAAGUACUCCCGAGAGGAGGGAUUGAAGACCUGGACGCCGAAGUUGGGGCAUCAUGGAGCUAUGACCCUGCAACCCGCACAAUGGUCUCGUACGACACGGUAGCGAUGGCAGAGCGCAAGGUGGAGUUCAUCAAGCAGCACCAGCUGGGAGGAGGAAUGUGGUGGGAAACCAGUGGUGACAAGGGAGGCAAGGCUGCAGAGAAAGCCAGUGGCAGCUUGAUUGGCACCUUUAUUGAAGACAUCGGAGGUGUUCAUGCCUUGGACCAGUCUGACAAUGCUCUCGAGUACCCAGAGAGCAAGUACGACAACGUGAAACGGGGCUUUGCCUGAGCAGAU
Molecule: messenger RNA, 1481 nt
Organism: Aspergillus wentii DTO 134E9
Lineage: Eukaryota; Fungi; Ascomycota; Eurotiomycetes; Eurotiales; Aspergillaceae
Product: glycoside hydrolase family 18 protein
Exons: 7
Coding region: 288-1475 (395 amino acids)
Biological process (GO): chitin catabolic process; carbohydrate metabolic process
Cellular component (GO): extracellular region
Molecular function (GO): chitin binding; chitinase activity
Source: RefSeq, a predicted model, not a curated record